CAUACUUAGUGUUUUGGAAGACCUUCGUUAAGGAGGCAGGAGAGCGUUGGUUAGGCGGCUGCUGUAAAGUGCUGCGGGAAACCCUGAUGUAUAUAUUUCAGAUUUGCUUGGCCCUGUCCUUGAGAUAGCUUCACAGCCAAGCUACACCAACAUCAGUGGUGGAAAAUAACCAAGCACUGUACUCAAGUACGCAUUUCAGGUGAACAAAAUGGAAGAUUGGGAAGAGGGAACUGGUAGCAAAACUACUGCAUUAACCAGCUACUACGAAAGUGAAGGACCACAAAGAGACUCUUCAAACUCUGACCGGGGCAAAUAUGGAAGGGGUCGUGGAGGCAGAGGAGGAUUCAAAAGUUCAUUCUCAGGUGUUGAUGAGAAUGGGAAUGAUGGUGGCAACUGGAACAACAAAGAAGGAAGUGGAUUUCGAGGCAGAGGCCGCGGAAGAGGAUCAGGCAGCACGGAUCAAGGUGAAUUACCCGGAGAGGGAGAUGGGUCGUUUGAAACUGCGUUCGGAGGCAGAGGAGGUUUCCGACAAGGUGGAGAACAGGGAUCCAGAGGAAGAGGCGCCGGAGGAGGCUACCGAGGAAGAGAUGAAGAUUGCUAUGCUCAAGGCGCUCCUAAAGAUCCAGAAAACAAAGGUGGCUUUGAUCAAGGAAGACCAAGGGUCACAUAUAUCCCUGAUGCACUCCCCGAAGAUGAAGAAUCCAUCUUUGCCCACUAUGAGAAAGGCGUCAACUUUGAAAAGUAUGAUGACAUGCUGGUGGAUGUCAGUGGAAGUAACCCCCCACCGCCUAUCAUGACUUUUGAUGAGGCAGCAUUGUGCGAGUCACUUAAAAAAAACAUCAUCAAAACGGGUUAUGUGAAGCCCACCCCCGUUCAGAAGUACGGCAUCCCCAUCAUCUCUGCAGGCAGAGAUAUCAUGGCCUGCGCCCAGACUGGAUCUGGUAAAACGGCUGCUUUCCUGCUGCCUAUCCUGCAGCAGCUGAUGGCAGAUGGCGUGGCAGCGAGUUCCUUCAGUGAGCUACAGGAGCCCGAGGCCAUCAUCGUGGCCCCCACCAGGGAGCUCAUCAGCCAGAUUUACCUGGAGGCCAGGAAGUUUGCCUUUGGGACAUGUGUGCGUCCAGUUGUGGUUUAUGGUGGAGUCAGCACUGGACACCAAAUAAGAGACAUUCUGAGGGGGUGCAAUGUGCUGUGUGGAACACCAGGGAGACUGCUGGAUGUGAUUGGAAGAGGAAAGAUUGGCUGCUCUAAGCUGCAGUACCUGGUGCUGGAUGAGGCUGACCGGAUGUUGGAUAUGGGCUUUGAGCCUGACAUGCGUCGCUUGGUGGCCUCGCCUGGAAUGCAGUCCAAAGAGAACCGGCAGACUUUAAUGUUCAGUGCAACCUACCCUGAGGACAUCCAGAGGUUGGCGGCCGACUUCCUGAAGACGGACUAUCUGUUCCUGGCUGUGGGGGUAGUGGGCGGAGCUUGCAGAGAUGUGGAGCAGAAGUUGCUCCAGGUCACCAAGUUCUCCAAGAGGGAAAAACUGCUGGAUAUCCUCCAAACCACUGGAACGGAACGCACCAUGGUUUUUGUGGGGACCAAGAGACAAGCUGAUUUCAUUGCCACUUACUUGUGCCAACAGAAUGUUCAGACCACCAGCAUUCAUGGUGACCGUGAGCAGCGGGAGCGAGAGCAGGCUCUGGCAGACUUUCGCUCCGGCAGACGGCCAGUCCUGGUGGCCACUUCUGUAGCUGCCCGGGGUCUGGAUAUUCCAGAUGUGCAGCAUGUGGUGAACUUUGACCUCCCUGACAACAUUGACGAGUAUGUCCACCGUAUUGGGAGAACCGGUCGCUGCGGGAACACUGGGAGGGCCUUGUCUUUCUAUGACCCUGAUGCUGAUGGCCAACUUGCCCGCUUCCUCAUUAGCAUCCUGUCCAAGGCCCAACAGGAAGUGCCCUCCUGGCUGGAAGAGUCCGCAUUCGGUGACUCUGGAUCUGAAGGCUUCAACACCUUCACUUCCACAGACUCCAGGAAGGGAGGAUCAUUCGCAGCCAGCGGAGCAAGGAGCCAGCCGGCUUUUGCGGCUGCAGAAGAAGACGAAGUGUGGGAGUAGAGCCAAGCACUCAGCAUUGAUCGGAGUUAUUUUUCUGUUUAGGUGUUCAGCUUUCUGCAGUUUGGUGUUCUCAGUUGGGACUAUAUAAAAAUAUCACAAGAUGUGAAUGGGAAACCAGGUCCUGUGUGACGUGACCACAAUAUGGAUACUUGGUUUGAAUUCAAGUUCAUUUAAUGGAGUUAUGGAACGCAAGGUGUCUGAUUCCAUAUUCCAAUGUUGCUUUGUUUCUUACUGAGAAAACAAGGAAUAAAUCCGAUUUGUUCAAAUCCUC
Molecule: messenger RNA, 2363 nt
Organism: Eleginops maclovinus (Patagonian blennie)
Lineage: Eukaryota; Metazoa; Chordata; Actinopteri; Perciformes; Eleginopidae
Gene: ddx4
Product: DEAD (Asp-Glu-Ala-Asp) box polypeptide 4
Exons: 23
Coding region: 209-2092 (627 amino acids)
Biological process (GO): cell differentiation; gamete generation
Cellular component (GO): nucleus; P granule
Molecular function (GO): RNA binding; RNA helicase activity; ATP binding
Source: RefSeq, a predicted model, not a curated record